Molecule: messenger RNA, 1813 nt
Organism: Glycine soja
Lineage: Eukaryota; Viridiplantae; Streptophyta; Magnoliopsida; Fabales; Fabaceae
Product: sucrose transport protein SUC8-like
Exons: 4
Coding region: 102-1586 (494 amino acids)
Biological process (GO): sucrose transport
Cellular component (GO): plasma membrane; vacuole
Molecular function (GO): sucrose:proton symporter activity
Source: RefSeq, a predicted model, not a curated record
CUCCUCGAGGCCUUCAUAGAGAGAAAGAGAAAACAUUUAAAAAAAUAUAAAAAAAAAUAAACCUCUUUCUCUCUCUGAAUUUCUAAGCCUCUCUCAAAAUAAUGGAGGAGCCACAACCAGGACCCAGCCCGUUACGCAAAAUGAUUUUGGUGUCGUCAAUGGCGGCCGGUAUCCAAUUUGGGUGGGCCCUACAGCUCUCCCUUCUCACCCCAUAUGUUCAAACCCUAGGCGUCCCGCAUGCUUGGGCCUCAUUUAUUUGGCUAUGUGGCCCGAUAUCUGGGCUGCUGGUGCAGCCCAUUGUGGGCUACAGCAGCGACCGAUGCCAAUCCCGUUUCGGUCGUCGCCGUCCCUUUAUCCUAGCCGGGUCUUUGGCCGUCGCCAUUGCUGUGUUCCUAAUUGGUUACGCGGCCGAUAUAGGACACGCGGCAGGCGACAACCUGACCCAAAAGACUCGGCCACGUGCAGUGGCGAUCUUCGUGAUCGGGUUUUGGAUCCUCGACGUGGCUAACAACAUGCUCCAGGGUCCAUGCCGUGCCUUUCUGGGCGACCUCGCUGCCGGGGAUGAGAAAAAGACAAAGGCAGCCAAUGCCUUCUUCUCUUUCUUCAUGGCCGUCGGCAACAUCCUGGGCUAUGCUGCGGGAUCCUACGACGGCCUCCACCGCCUCUUCCCCUUCACGGAAACCGAGGCAUGCAACGUCUUCUGCGCAAACCUCAAGAGUUGCUUCUUCUUCGCUAUCGUCCUCCUGGUGGUCCUCACCACCUUGGUGCUGAUUACCGUGAAAGAAACUCCCUACACGCCAAAGGCAGAGAAGGAAACCGAAGAUGCAGAGAAGACACACUUCUCGUGCUUCUGCGGAGAACUUUGUCUUGCAUUCAAGGGGCUGAAGAGGCCAAUGUGGAUGUUGAUGUUGGUGACCGCCGUGAACUGGAUAGCGUGGUUCCCUUACUUCUUGUUCGACACCGAUUGGAUGGGUCGUGAGGUGUACGGUGGUGACGUGGGGCAGAAGGCGUACGAUUCGGGAGUUCAUGCAGGUUCUCUAGGGCUAAUGUUGAAUGCGGUGGUGUUGGCUGUGAUGUCAUUGGCAAUUGAACCGUUGGGGCGUGUGGUUGGGGGAAUCAAGUGGUUGUGGGGAAUCGUUAACAUCUUGUUGGCUAUAUGCUUGGGAAUGACCGUUCUCAUCACAAAGAUCGCUGAGCAUGAACGUCUUCUUAACCCUGCUUUGGUUGGGAACCCUUCCCUCGGUAUCAAAGUUGGUUCCAUGGUUUUCUUCUCUGUCCUUGGAAUCCCUCUUGCGAUUACUUUCAGUGUCCCAUUUGCUCUAGCAUCUAUAUACUCCAGCACUUCCGGAGCAGGCCAAGGUCUAUCUUUGGGUGUCCUUAAUAUUGCAAUUGUCGUUCCACAGAUGAUAGUAUCAACCAUAAGUGGACCUUGGGAUGCCUUGUUCGGCGGUGGAAACUUGCCUGCAUUCGUGUUGGGUGCGGUGGCCGCCGUCGUGAGUGCAAUAUUAGCAGUUCUUCUGCUGCCAACUCCAAAGAAAGCUGAUGAGGUCAGGGCUUCUAGCCUCAACAUGGGAAGUUUGCAUUAGUGUGUCUAUUAUAGGGCUUUACAUGUUUCACUUUCAACCUUGCUUUGAUAUGGGAAAAAGAACUUAGUCUUUAGAUUCGAAGUGGGUGUGUGCAUGUGUAUAUUAGGUAUUAGACAUGGGUUUUAGAUGCUUCCAUAGCCACUUUAUGUCCAAGGACAAUCAUUAAUUUGUAAACUUUGGUGCGACAAUUAUACCGAAUAGAAAAUCAUUAAACAUACAUCUUUUUA